CACGUGGAUUGAUUUCCGUCUCUAACGAUCAGACGGACUUUGUCGGCUGAUCUUCAGCAUUCCAGACGUCCUAUCCGCUUCAUCUCGCUUGUCAGAUCGCUUGUCUGGGAACGUGGAUGAUGUGCUCCAUGACCAACUUUUCCUCCCGAGGAUGGAGAAGAUAUGGACACCGGAAGGAAAAUGGUGCCGACUGAGAAGCAGCCAGGAAAUCAAGCUCAUGGCGAAACAGACGAAAGGGGUAGUUAAAGCAUAGCUUUGCAUUUGAAAACCGUCCGUGGCCCCAAUGCAUGUGCUUUUGGGCUGUUUCAUAUCGCAAGAAGAGAUCCCCAUGCCCGCUUACAUGGUGGCCGUCUUUCGCCCAUCUCCCAGUGGUCACGGCCCCUGCCUACGUUUAGGCGAAAAGAGAUCUGCACGCUGCGACCACUGGCGAACCUCGGUCACCUCUGAGCCACGGCUAGCAUUUCCGCCUUUCGUCCUCCUUGGACCAUGAAUUCAUGCCUGCCAGUGAUGGCCCCGGAAAGCUCGCUGUCUCCUUUGACAGACAGAGGCGGCGCAAGUCAAAGCUAAGUGCGGAUCAUGUCAAUCAACUUGAACAGCCGAUUGCUUCAUUGAACCACGAUGACAGGAGGCGGUCGACUUUCUUCUUGUCGACUGUCGUUUCAAGGAGCCCCUUGCUUGCCUCCACAGGGUCCCAUCAUCGGCCGGCUGGUUCUGCGCCAGUUCCUGACUACCCGUGGGGUGGCACUUCCUCUGUCCAGUCCCCUCUUCCCCUUCUUCUUUGCCCCUUGCAUGCCGUCCGGCCUAACGGGCACUUUCCUUUCUUUAGGCCUUUGCUGCUUUGCUGCUUCGUUUCAGAAAUGCCCGAACCCGCUUUCGAACUUUUCGGUUUUCUCUUUGCAUUUGUGCACACACUUUGUUUCUCGCUCAUCGUGCAAUGUCGUUAUCCGCUUCGCAGAUGCAUCGAGAUCGAACUUAUGUGCCGUUCAACAAUGACUGUGUCGUCUUUUCCAACCCACUCGCUUGAGACAUCGAUUGCUUCGCUUCGGCAGCCAACUCCCCUCGUGGCUUGCACGAUACUCGAGAUUGUUCCCACUUCUGGCCUUCUCGCUGCAGCUGUUGGAUUAUGCCAUGCAGCAAGCACCCACCAUGAUAUUACGCUACUACAGGUACCAUUUCUGGAUCGGGCUGGUCAUGAUGGCCAUCCCAGAUUGUUCCCCCCGUAAUCUGGCCAUCCUUCCUACGUCUAGACAGGGUGCCUGGCAACGUUGUACAGACCACCAUCUGACAUCUCUAGCCCAUACGCUCACCAAAGUCACCUUGUGACCGGGCCCCAG
Molecule: messenger RNA, 1334 nt
Organism: Exophiala viscosa
Lineage: Eukaryota; Fungi; Ascomycota; Eurotiomycetes; Chaetothyriales; Herpotrichiellaceae
Exons: 1
Coding region: 495-1223 (242 amino acids)
Source: RefSeq, a predicted model, not a curated record